Molecule: messenger RNA, 965 nt
Organism: Drosophila obscura
Lineage: Eukaryota; Metazoa; Arthropoda; Insecta; Diptera; Drosophilidae
Exons: 4
Coding region: 227-892 (221 amino acids)
Source: RefSeq, a predicted model, not a curated record
UCCAUUGUUUGCUUCUUACAGCAACUUGCUGGGAAAGUUCCAUCUGUACACAUUGCUACUCGUUCCGGCUGCCAUUGGGGGCAGCGUCUGUGCUUGCUUCCCCAGGCGCGUGAAGCAUCUGCAGCACACGGCUAUAUUUCAGUCGCUCAUUGAGAGUCUUCUGCUGCAUUCCAAUCCGCUGGCCAGAGCCGUUACUCUCUGCCUGCCCCUGCAGGCCCUGAUCUUCAUGAGCUGCAGCGCCGUUGUCCUGGAGGGCAAACGGAGACGCGUUGGCCAUAAUGGCUUUUGGUUCCUAACGCCCGACGCUGCACCGCCCGUUGAUACUCCUCAUCGCCAUGGCAAGGGAUGCACACACGCCGAGCCCGACUGUUCUCUCCACUUGGUGUGUGGCAUACGCAACUAUCUGGUGAUUGGACUCCUUUUGGAUCUCUUCAGGGCCAUUAUCAGCUGCACAAACGAAGGCGAGUGGCACUUGAGGCAUCUUAGACUCCAAUCAACCGCCUGGCUGGGCUGCUACGUGGGCAUCUACAGGGCCGUUCACUGCCUUUUGCGGCACAGUCCCGUGGGACUCAGGGACUCGUUCAGGCAUCCCUUGGCUGGCUUCCUGGGGGGCCUCAGCUAUCUGCUCUAUCCGAAACCCACCAUUUUAAGCUACGCCCUGCUGGAGGCCAUUCGCACACUGUGGGCGAGCCGCCAAGCAGCGAAGAAGGAGCCAAACAAGCGUCAGGGCUAUGGCUUUGGCGAUGUGGCGUUUCCCGCUGCCCUGGCAUACCUCAUACACAACUACGUGCUGCCGUUCCAGCGGGUCAGCGUACUCUCCGGCGUCAUCAUCGACAGCACCACAGCCAACUACGCAUUAAACAUAAGAAAGCGCCUCGCCCGCCUGUGCUGAAUCGAUUAUAGAGUAGUUCUGUUUGUGUGUUAUGUGUGCAUUCCGUUCAAAUAAACUUUUCCAAUGUUUUGCA